Messenger RNA from Nothoprocta perdicaria, 4868 nucleotides. RefSeq names its product suppressor of glucose, autophagy associated 1 (gene MTCL2). Bases 213 to 4616 code for a protein of 1467 amino acids. The transcript has 15 exons. Gene Ontology annotation, biological process: insulin receptor signaling pathway; regulation of autophagy. The record is from RefSeq and is a predicted model, not a curated record. NCBI's taxonomy places the organism in Eukaryota, Metazoa, Chordata, Aves, Tinamiformes, Tinamidae.
CGCCCUCGGCCGGCGAGGCGUCGCCGCUGCCCUCCGAGCCGUCGGCCGCCUCCGUGGGCAGCAGCCGCCUGCAGCUCAGCACUUCGCUCGCCUUCUCCGACCUCACCGAGGAGCUGCUCGACGGCGGCCACGACGGGCUGCUCCGCGAGCUCGACGACCUGCGCUCCGAGAAUGACUAUCUCAAGGACGAGAUCGAGGAGCUGCGUGCGGAGAUGCUGGAGAUGCGGGACGUCUACAUGGAGGAGGACGUCUACCAGCUGCAGGAGCUGCGGCAGCAGCUGGACCAGGCCAGCAAGACCUGCCGCAUCCUGCAGUACCGGCUGCGCAAGGCGGAGCGCCGCAGCCUGCGCGUGGCGCAGACCGGGCAGGUGGACGGCGAGCUCAUCCACAGCCUCGAGCAGGACGUCAAGGUGGCCAAGGAUGUCUCCGUGCGGCUCCACAACGAGCUGGAGGCAGUGGAGAAGAAGAGGAUCAGGCUGGAGGAGGAGAACGAAGACCUGCGCCAGAGGCUCAUCGAGACAGAGCUGGCCAAGCAAGUGGUGCAGAACGAGAUGGACAAGCUCCGAGAGAAUUCCUUGAAGAAAAGGGGGUCUCGUUCCGUCGGGAAGACUGAGAAGAAGCCCUCGGUGCAGGAGGACAGUGCAGACCUCAAGUGUCAGCUGCAUUUUGCCAAGGAAGAGUCGGCGCUCAUGUGCAAGAAGCUGACCAAGCUGGCCAAAGAGAACGACAGCAUGAAGGAGGAGCUGGUCAAAUACAGGUCCUUGUAUGGGGACCUCGACAGCUCCCUGUCCUUGGAGGAGCUCGCCGACUCUCCCCACUCCCGGGAGGCCGAACUCAAAGUCCACCUGAAGCUCGUGGAGGAGGAGGCCAAUAUCCUGAGCCGGAGGAUAGUGGAGCUGGAGGUUGAAAACCGUGGGUUGCGGGCGGAGAUGGAUGACAUGAAGGGUCAGGGGGACAAAGAGCUCCUCGGACAGGACAUUCGGUUCCUGUCGUCCCCCUCGAACUGCGGGGACUCCGGGGAGAGUCUUGUGGAGCUGAGACGGCACCUGCAGUUUGUGGAGGAGGAGGCCGAUCUGCUGAGGCGGUCGCUGAUGGAGCUGGAGGACCAGAACAAGCUCCUCAUGAACGAGCUGAAUAAGUACAAGUCUGACCACGACCUGGACAUCACGUUGUCGGAGGACAGCUGCUCGGUGAUCAGCGAGCCCUCGCAGGAGGAGCUGGCCACGGCCAAGGUGCAGAUCAGCGAGCUGAGCGGCAAGGUGAAGAAGCUGCAGUACGAGAACCGCGUGCUGCUCUCCAACCUGCAGCGCUGCGACCUGGCCUCCUGCCAGACCACCAGGCCCAUGCUGGAGACCGACGCCGAGGCCGGAGACUCGGCACAGUGCAUCCCCACCGAGCUCUGGAGGGACGGGCCCGUCGGCGGCGAGAACGAUGCCCAGGAAAGGAUGCCUGGCAGCGGGAAGGCUCCGGACGGCAGCCCCACCAAGCUGCUCAAGUCCAAGGACUUUGAGACCCUGCUGGGCAUCCGGGACCAGGCAGCGCUCGUCAGCAAAGCCAUCGACGUCUUGAUUUCGGACACCAACGGCUUCACGUCCAGCCUCAAGCUGUGCCUGGACAACGAGAGCGUGGGCGGGAUGCUGAGCGAGGCCGUGGACAACAGCAGCGAGAGCCCCAGCGACGCCAAGCUCCUGAAUGUGCUCGUGAUGAGGCUCGGCGUCCUGCAGCAGGACCUGGGCUGCUUCAUGAGGAAGGUGGACCACCUCGCUGACUGCCUUAAGGAGCAGACAGACUCCUUCCCCUUCUCUGGCCCCAGCGGCCAGGACUCCACCAAAGAGACACUGCAGAAAGAGCACGGCUCCGACUUCCAGCAGCCUGAUUUUAGGGACGCCGACCCUUACCGCCUCACCCACGCCAAGGACACGGACACCGGCACUGCGCAUCCCCGGAGCUACAAAACCUGCCGGCCUGAUGAGAACGACUCCUACGCCUCCGAGAUGAAGGAGCUGCAGCUGGUGCUGGCGGAAGCCAACGAGAGCCUGCGGGGCCUGCAGGAGCAGCUCUCCCAGGAGAGGCAGCUGAGGAAGGACGAGGUGGACAACUUCUCCCAGAAGAUCUGCCAGCUGAAGGAAGACCACCAGAAAGCCCUCCUGAGGCGGGAGUUUGAGCUGCAGAGCCUCAACCUGCAGAGGCGGCUCGAGCAGAAGUUCUGGAGCCAGGAGAAGAACCUCCUGGUGCAGGAGUCCCAGCAGUUCAAGCAGAACUUCCUCCUGCUCUUCAUGAAGCUCAAGUGGUUCCUCAAGCACUGGCGCCAGGGCAAGAUCGUGCACAGCGAGGGCGAUGACUUCCUGGAGGUGAACAGCAUGAAGGAGCUCUACCUGCUCAUCGAGGAGGAGGAGCUCGCCCCGCAGCAGCAAGCAGACAACAAGACGUGCGCCGGAGACGCCUGGACCCCCAACUCGCCCCACGAGUGCGUCAAGACGCUGGCGGACAUGAAGGUGGUGCUGAAGGAGCUGUGCACGGAGCUGCGCGAGGAGCGCCGCGGCGCUCACGAGCUGCAGCAGCAGUUCACCAAGGCCAAGGCCGCCUGGGAGAUGGAGCGCGCCGAGCUCAAGUGCCACGUCGCCCAACUGGAGUCAAAGGCAGGCAAAGGGAUCGCGGAGCGAGCGCUGCCGGACUGGAAGGUGGCGCUGAAGAGGGAGCGAGAGGAGCACCAGCAUCUCCUGGCCGAGUCCUACAGUGCCGUCAUGGACCUCACCAAGCAGCUCCAGAUCAGCGAGAAGAACUGGAACCAGGAGAAGGUGGAGCUGCUGGCGCGGUUCAAGGAAGAGCAGCAGCAGGCAGAGCAGCAAGCAAAGGACCUGCAGAACAAAAUCAACCAGUUGCAGAAAGGAGCCAACCCUUGGGCUUUGAAGCACUCUGAAAUGGAGAAGCACGGCAGCAACUGGAAAGAGGCUCUCAAUGAAAAAAUCACAGACAAAGAGACAAUCUCUGAAGCAGACGCCAUGGGAACCAACUUAAAACGCACAAAGUCCGUUUCCUCCAUGUCAGAGUUCGAAAGCUUGCUCGACUGUUCUCCCUAUCUCCCUGGAAAGAGUGCGCCGGGGCUGGUCGACCAUUCCCGAGGCAAAAAGGCGUCUCCGGCUCCACAGCUGCUGCCCAACAGCAUCCGGGACAGCACCGGCCUCCCUCCCCCCAGCUGUACAUAUGUGAAUAUUGAGCAACCUGCCCCCGACAGCCUGGCCAAAGAGAAGCUGGGCAUCUCUUCUUGGGACUACUCUCGUGCAAGCAACCUCUCUGGGCACGACCCGUCCCAGAAGCAGAUGCAGAGGAGCUACACGGCACCCGACAAGACGGGCAUCCGCAUCUACUACAGCCCCCCUGUGGUCCGAAGGCUGGAGGCGCCUCUGGUCCACAACAAGGAGGGCAAGAUUAUGAUUGAACCUGGUUUCUUGUUCACGAUGGCCAAGCCGAAAGAGCCAGAGGAGUCGGACAGCGCUGAAAACACGUACAGCCAGUGGCUGUGCAACUUCUCCAAGCAGCACCGGGAGCUGCUGGACGGUGGUGCCGUGGAGAGCACGGUGCCCCCGGUGCCGCGGUUCCCGUCCUCCCUGCACGACCUGGAGAUCUCCGGCAACAUGAGCGAUGACAUGAAGGAGAUCACCAACUGCGUGCGCCAGGCCAUCCGCUCCAGCUCGCUGGAGAGGAAGGUGAAAAGCACCUCCAGCCAGACGGUGGGGCUGGCGAGCGUAGGGACACAGACCAUCCAGAUGGUGAGCGUGGGGCUGCAGACGGACCUGCCGCGGAGCAGCCUGCACAGCAAGAGCUGGUCCCCGCGCAGCUCCUCCCUCAUGUCUGUGCGCAGCAAGCAGAUCUCCUCCUCUCUGGAUAAGGUCCACUCCAGGAUUGAGCGGCCGUGCUGCUCUCCGAAGUACGGCUCCCCAAAGCUCCAGAGAAGAUCCUCCUCCAAGCUGGAUGCCACCAAGGACAGGAGCCUCUGGAACCUCCACCAGAGCAAGCAGAACGGCUCUGCCUGGGCCCGCUCCACGACGACUAGGGACAGCCCCGUCCUCAGCAACAUCAACGACGGCUUGUCCAGCUUGUUCAGCGUGGUGGAGCACUCCGGGAGCACGGAGUCCAUCUGGAAACCGGGCUGCCCAGAGAGCAGGGCCAAGCCCGAAGCCCCCAAGUAUGGCAUUGUGCAGGAGUUCUUCAGGAACGUCUGCGGGCGGGCGCAGAGCCCCACAGCCCCCGCCGAGAAGAAGGAGGCCGUCGGUGAGGAGGGCAGCAAGAAAGCGGAGCACCCCAGCCCUGCCGCCUAUCACCAGUCCGAAAACAUCUCCCGCAUCUUGAACAAGAAGGUCCUCAAGCAGAGCAGCUGUGAGGACCCCAAACCAUCGGCCCCAGGCCAAGGGAGUAAGGACACAACCCUGCGGGACCCGGACCUCAUCUCGGCUAUAGCCGGCGAGGACACGGCGUGCGACUGCAGCUCCCAGUCCCUCACGUCGUGCUUCGCCCGGCCGUCCCGCUCCGCCGUCCGCCACUCGCCGUCCAAGUGCAAACUGCACCCGUGCGAGCCCAGCCGGGCCGAGGAGAAGCCGGGGCCCUCCAGUGAGUGAGGGCAGAGGGAGGGCGCCAGGCCGAGCGUCUCCUUUCCGCUGCGCUGCGCGGAGAGCGCCCUUCGCGCCCGGCCGUGCCGCGCGAGCCGAGCUGGGAGCGCCCGCAUCUGCCUCCUAGCCGUUCCCUCGCCCGCGGGGACGCUUACGAAGCAGAUGUUGCGCUCGGGCCGGGCCGCCGAGGCUCCCGGGCGAGCCGCUGGCGCCGAGGAGCACGAGUGACGCCGUUCACGUCAGCGUGGGUAGCGGCAGGGC